AUGCAUCUUCUCCUCCUCUUAGUGGCGUUGGGCAUCGCGGCCAUCAAUCAGUCCAUCAAGGAAGGGAGGGUGUCCCAGACCCUGCGCGUCCUGCGGAAUCCCGAUGCCAUGCUGUGCGGGGUGGUGACUGACUGCGCGGACGCUUAUCAAGGAGAGCUGAGCGGCAUCAGGAACGCCAAGAAAAAAACAGGCGACGCGAAGAACUACUGGGUGAGGCACAGGGUGAAGGAGAGGGGAGAUUACUACUUCCACCUGCGCACCUUCGAGGGCACGUGGGAUCCGCCGCCAGACUUCCGCCCCAACACCACCCACCUGUCCCGCGAGGAGAUCCAGUCUGCGAUCACCCGCGUGACCAGCGGCUUCCAGCGGGAGAAGCAAUGGGAGGCCAGUACGGACAUCUUGGUGAGGCUGCAAGCCCGCAUGAGGGGCUACCUGGUCCGCAAGGCCUUCUCCGAGCGGAUGAACCUGCUGCACAAACAAGUGCCGGCCGUCACCCUCAUACAGGUACACAAAAUGGCCGCCCUAAGCUU
Nanorana parkeri is the source of this 530-nucleotide messenger RNA. RefSeq names its product ras GTPase-activating-like protein IQGAP3. Gene Ontology annotation, cellular component: cytoplasm. The record is from RefSeq and is a predicted model, not a curated record. The annotation marks the transcript as partial. The transcript is spliced from 3 exons. Gene Ontology annotation, molecular function: calmodulin binding; actin filament binding; GTPase activator activity. NCBI's taxonomy places the organism in Eukaryota, Metazoa, Chordata, Amphibia, Anura, Dicroglossidae. Gene Ontology annotation, biological process: regulation of actin cytoskeleton organization.